Messenger RNA from Schistosoma turkestanicum, 3437 nucleotides. Lineage: Eukaryota; Metazoa; Platyhelminthes; Trematoda; Strigeidida; Schistosomatidae. The record is from the annotation of a GenBank genome assembly.
GAUGGUCCGUCGAUCCUCUUAUGUAAAUCGUGAUUGUAAAACUAAUAAAUCCAACGGAAAUGAAAUAGUUCCUGUCUGUGAGUCUCGUGGAACUCAUGUAACAUUAAGACGUAGACCAACUAAUUCCAAUCGAUCUUAUUACAAUCCAUGUGAACGUCGUCGUCGUUUACAAACAAUGAUUCGUGAGAUCUACAAUCGUAUACGAUGUGCUAAUUUAACAUCAAAAUGGAAUCAUGUCUUUGAAUUAAUGUCAAAAAAUCGUCGUCUAUUAAACGAUCAAUUGAAUUCUGCUCAUGCUGCAAAUCUUGCAGCUAGAUCUAUCACCUGCGAUGAAAUGUUAUGCCUUAAUCGAAAUUCGACCGAUCCACCUUUAUUAGCUGAACCAGUAGAAAUUCCUAAUAUCUAUAGUCAAUUUGGUAAAUUUGAAGCUCGAAUCGGUGGAAAAUCUUAUCGUGUUGCUAUUACAAUGAUGCCACAAGUUGAUCCUGUCCCUUCAGUAUGUAUGUGGGCACCGGUUCAGCAUAAUUUCUCUGUUGAAGAUGAAACUGAACUGGCUAAUCUACCUUAUAUGGGUGAUGAUCAAGCUCAAGAAGAUGUGAAUUUUCUAGAAGAAUUAUUAAAUAAUUAUGAUGGUCAUUUACAUGGGAAUUUUCCAUUUGAAUUUGAAGAAUCACUACUUGUACAAUUAGUCAAUGAAGUUGCUAAAGUAUGGCCAGAUAUUAUUACACAAUGUGGAUUAACAGCAUUUGUGAAUCAAGAUAGUGUUGAACAACCAUCGAAAUCGAAACCGCUACUGCCACCACCACCAACACAAAAACAACUAUCAAUUGAUUUAUUACAAAAUCCAAUAAAAAUUGAUUUAUCCGCUGCUGGGGAUGCUGAUCAAUUAUCAAUAUCGUCAUCAUCCUCAUCCUCAUCGUCGUUGUCAAGAGCAGUUCAUUCUAAUUGUAAAUCAAAUGAACGUGUCUUGAAACGAUUGAAACCAGAUGAUGAUCACGAUGGAAAUAGCGGUGAUGAAGUGUUGUCAGCUGUUGUUAAAAAAGGUCGUUUCACACGACGUUCUACAUUAAUUGAAAUUAAAGAUGUUGAAGUAAAAAUCAGUAAUAGUAUUAUACCGCCUAAUAUCAGUGUUAAUCUCCCGGAAUUCACUAAUAAUGUUGAUGAUAAUGAAGAUGAUGAUGAUGACGAUGAUGAUGAUGAUAAGGCAUUGAUUCAUGUCCCGAAAAAGUUGAAAAUUGAACAAAAUGGUGAUGCUGCUGCUGCUGAUGAUGAUGAUGAUGAUAGUCAUAAUGAAGCAAUCAAAUGUUCACUCAUCGCCUCCAAACACCAAUCUCCAAAACUACGAAAUUCUCAUUCAUCAUCACAUCAUAGCGAUCAUCAUUCGCCUUCUUCAGACUCUAAACGUCUUAGUAGUAGUAGCACUGGUAUACCAGAAGGAGUAUUCUCUGCCAUAGCUGGAACAUUCGGUUCAUCAGAUGAUACUAGUAAACUACAACUACGUUAUACAGAAUUGAAAGAACGUUCAAAUAAUUCACAACUAAACGAAGAAGCAUUAACAUGUUGUCCAAAUUUAGACAAUCCUAUUGAAGUUUUAAAUGCUGUCAAAACUGGUCGACAUCAAAUUCCUACAAGAGCUGAAGCAUUGCAUUCAUUUAGAACAUUAUUUUGUCGCCGAUGCUUCAAAUAUGACUGUGCUCUACAUCCGUAUAAAUCAACUCAAUCUAUGUGGAGUCAUCGUUGGCCAUUUAUUGCUACAACUAAUGUGGAAUCUGAUGCUCCGCUGUGCGGUGUAUGGUGUGUACGUCAAUUCACUGAUAAACAGCAACAGCAUAAUUCUAAUAUUAGCAAUCGAAUUCAUGAAAAAGAUUCUGAAUGGAAUCCAGUUGAAAUUAGUUUAUAUCAAGUUUUAGCUCCAAUGUAUAUACCAUACGGUUAUUCAUCAUAUCAUUUAUAUCAUUGGUGUUGUACAUUGUCAAAUUUGAUUGGUACAAAAAAAUGUUCUGAGGUGCUUAACUAUGCCAAUACACAAAAUCAUUCCACACUUCUAUUGUCAGAUUCUGGCCAAUUAAAUCAACUACGUGUCCCUGGCACCGGUAUUGAAUGGUGUCGACGUUCCACUAGUACUGCAUCAUUAAAUGAUGCUGGAGAUUGUAAUGCUGCUGGUUCUGGUUCAUGCAGUGGUAGUGUCCAGGAUAAUGGGGAAUUCCAUGAAGAAACGAUCAAUAUCAAUAAUCAUAAUAUUAAUAAUAUUAAUGAAUCAUCCGGUUAUAAUUUACUACCAUCUUAUAGGCGAAAACGUUCACGGAGGCGUCGAUUAAAGAAGAGCAUGUUAUUAGGACCACCAACUCGUCGUUUAGAUGAUGAUGAAGAUUCACAAACCAACGGAUCAUCAUCACAUCAGACCACUUCAAAUGGUAAUACAAAUGGUGUUGUCGCCAGUGGUUGUUUUGCUCAUCAUUAUCAUCCAUGUGAUCAUCCUGGACAACGUUGUGAUGAUUCUUGUUCAUGUCGAAUAGCUGGAACAUUUUGUGAGAAGUUUUGUCAAUGUCCUCCAGAUUGUCCUAAUAGAUUUUUAGGUUGUCGUUGUCGAGGUCAAUGUAACACAAAAUUAUGUCCAUGUGUUUUAGCUGUUCGAGAAUGUGAUCCAGAUUUAUGUUUAUCUUGUGGUGCACAUUCAUCAUUUCGUUCGUUUGCUACUGGAAAUUCAAUGGAUUUACUUUCAUUGCUUCAAACUACUUUACCUCCGAUUACUGGAACAUGUCGAAAUGUUGCCAUACAAAGAGGUUGGCGUAAACAUCUUUUAAUGGCACCAUCAGAUGUAGCUGGUUGGGGUAUUUUCAUUAAAGAAGCUGCAGAGAAAAAUGAUUUUAUUUAUGAAUAUUGUGGUGAAAUUAUUAGUCAAGAUGAAGCAGAUCGUCGAGGUAAAAUCUAUGAUAAAACAAUGAGCAGUUUUCUAUUCAAUCUUAAUCGUGAUUUUGUUGUGGAUGCUACAAGGAAAGGCAAUAAAAUUCGAUUUGCCAAUCAUUCCGUGAAUCCAAAUUGUCAUGCUAAGGUUAUCAUGGUGAAUGGUGAUCAUCGAAUUGGUAUAUUUGCAAAACGUGCAAUUCUUCCCGGUGAAGAAUUAUUCUUUGAUUAUCGUUAUGGUCCAACGGAACAAUUGAAAUAUGUCGGUAUUGAACGAGAUACCGAUGCCACGAACCUGAUGAAUAAUCCUUUAUCCUUAUUAAACACAUCUGGCAAUAAUCUUAAUCCAUUAUCAUCGAAUCUAUCGAUUGAUACUAAUCAUAUUGAAAUUAUUUAGAAUUUAUGUGUGUUGAUAAUCUCUCUCUCUGUCCCUCCCUAUAUAUAUAUCCGUAUGUGUGUGUGCGCACGUGCAUAACUGUGUACAUCUGGGUUGUGUAAAAUGUAAAUGUGUGUUUAUAUAUAUACUAGUUGUG